Messenger RNA from Gasterosteus aculeatus aculeatus (three-spined stickleback), 6282 nucleotides. It is a transcript of the gene vav3a, whose product is annotated as vav 3 guanine nucleotide exchange factor a. Lineage: Eukaryota; Metazoa; Chordata; Actinopteri; Perciformes; Gasterosteidae. Gene Ontology annotation, cellular component: cytoplasm; plasma membrane. Gene Ontology annotation, molecular function: guanyl-nucleotide exchange factor activity; protein binding. Gene Ontology annotation, biological process: intracellular signal transduction; regulation of GTPase activity; cell migration. The record is from RefSeq and is a predicted model, not a curated record.
AGUGAGAGAUCGAGAGAGGAAGAGUGCAGGCAGAGCUCCAUCCACAGCCGCGGCACACCGGACUGUCAUCCUCCGCUCUGCUCCCCUUUUUCAUCGGGUCCUACAGUUGGCGGAAGCGGCAUGGAGGCGAUUUGAGACGCACCGCCGAGCCGCCAGCAGUUCCACUUGCUUCAAAAGAAGCGACUCCCUUGACGCGCGUCCGGCUGAAGUCAGAAUAAUGAUGGAGUACUGGAGGCAAUGCGCGCUGUGGUUAAUAAACUGCAAGGUGCUUCCCGCUAACCACCGGGUUACGUGGGAGUCCGCACAGGUAUUCGACUUGGCCCAGACCCUGCGGGAUGGAGUCCUCCUCUGCCACCUGCUCAACAACCUGAGACCCCAAUCCAUCAACCUCAAGGAGAUCAACCUCCGACCGCAGAUGUCACAGUUUCUGUGCCUGAAGAACAUCAGGACGUUCCUGGUGGCAUGCGGCGACGUAUUCGGCAUGAAGAAGAGCGAGCUGUUCGAGGCCUUUGACCUGUUCGACGUCAGAGACUUUGGAAAGGUUAUGGACACGCUCUCGAAACUUUCCCACACUGCGAUUGCACAACAAACAGGAAUCAGGCCUUAUCCAUCAGAAGAGAGUGUUGAAGAUGAGGACAUCUACAACCACCUGGAGGACCUUAUAGACGAGAACGGGGUGGAGGACGAGGAGGAUCUGUACGACUGCGUGUAUGAUGAUGAAGAUGGAGGGGAGAUCUAUGAGGACCUUAUGAAGACAGAAGCCAUCCCUCCUCCGGCGUUCCAAAAGCAAGCAGAGACUGACAUCAGGAGUUGCUGCUUAACAGAGAUCAAGCAGACGGAGGAGAAGUACACUGAGACCCUGGAGUCUAUAGAGAAGCACUUUAUGACGCCGCUCACCAUGUUUCUAUCCAUGGCCGAGAUGGAAAAGGUGUUUGUGAAUAUUCCGGACCUAGUUAAAGUUCAUAAAUGUUUACUGGUGGAAAUCCUCGAGUCAGUCAACCACAGAAGUGCCCAGAACCUUUUCCAGAUCUUUAUCACCUUCAAAGAGAGGUUGCUGAUCUAUGGGAAGUACUGCAGCCACGUGGAAACCGCCAUCGCCGGUCUGGAUGACAUCUGCAAAGACAGAGAGGAUGUACGCAUGAAGCUGGAGGAAUGUUCAAAGAGAGCGAACUACGGCAAGUUCACCCUGAGGGAUCUGCUGGUGGUUCCUAUGCAGCGAGUGUUGAAGUAUCACCUCCUCCUGCAGGAGCUGGUGAAACACACUCACGAUGCCACAGACAAGAGUAAUCUGCGAACAGCGUUGGAUGCCAUGAAGGACUUGGCUCAGUACGUCAACGAAGUCAAGCGAGACAAUGAGACGUUGCGAGAAAUAGAUCAGUAUCAGAAAUCCAUCGAAAACCUGAACCAGCCCCUGAGGAACUACGGGAGACCUAAGGGGGAUGGCGAGGUACGGGUGUCCUCGGUGGACAAACGAGCUAAACAGGACAGGCACAUCUUCCUGUUCGAUGCCGCGGUGAUUGUUUGUAAGCGGCGAGGAGACAACUACGAGAUGAAAGAAGUGAUCGACUUGCACCUCUUCAAGAUCACCAACAACCCCACAUCAGACAAGGAGAAUCGAAAGUGGUCCUACGGAUUCUACCUCACCCACAACCAGGGCCAGAGCGGCUUUGAAUUCUUCUUCAAGACCAAAGAGCUGAAAAAGAAGUGGCUGGAUCAGUUUGGCAUGGCCAUAUCCAACAUCCGUCCUGAGAAUGCCACUAGCAACUUCCACGAGUUUCAUAUGCACACCUUUGAAAAGAUCACCUCCUGCAACUCUUGCCACAUGCUGCUGAGGGGCGUCUUCAACCAGGGCUACCUGUGCUCCAAGUGUGGCUUAGGUGCCCAUAAAGAAUGCCUGGGCCGCUUUGGCAGCUGUGGAAAAACAGACCCCGGCUCCGGCAAACCUCAGGGCAAAGAUCGAGAUGCAGGUCGGCCUAAGAUGCUGGUGAUCAGGAACUACUUUGGUGUGCCGAGUCCUACGUCUGGUCCACCGCUCAGCAUCCAAGCGGGUGACAUCAUCGAAUUAAUCUGCGCCGACAUUCACAGCCCCUGGUGGCAGGGCAAAGUCGUGACGACGAAGGAGGUGGGCUUCUUUCCGAGCGACGCCGUGAAGCCUUGCCCGUGUGUCCCAAAGCCCAUCGACUACUCCUCCCAAACGUGGUUUGCGGGGCCCAUGGAGAGGCUGCAGGCGGAGGCGGAGCUCAUCAACCGGGUCAACAGCACCUACCUGGUCCGCCACCGAAGCCGAGAGUACACCGAGUAUGCCGUCAGCAUAAAGUACAACAACGACGUGAAGCACAUAAAGAUCCUGACGAAGGACGGCUGCUUCUACAUCGCAGAGAACAAGAAGUUCAGGAGCAUAUUAGAGCUGAUCGAGUACUACAAACACCACUCGUUGAGGGAAGGUUUUAGGAGUCUGGACACCACACUGAAGUUUCCUUACCAGGAACCGGAGAACGCCGACAUGCAACGCCUCAACCGAUCGGGUAGCACCAUGUUUACUCCAAAAGUGAUCGGCGUGGCGAUCGCGCGGUACGACUUCAGCUCACGAGACACGCGGGAGCUCUCGCUGCAGGAGGGCGACGUGGUGAAGAUCUACACAAAGUCGGGAGCCAACGGUUGGUGGAGGGGCGAGGUCAACGGCAGGGUCGGCUGGUUUCCAUCCACAUACGUGGAGGAUGGUGAGGAGUGAACGCUUGCACGCGGCUAGAAGACGACGCCAAAGGAAGAGCGGCAGCGGUGGAACGCGCAAACCGAACGUGACAGUAACGCAACAGAGGGAGCUCCCGCACCGCCGCUCGCCCGUGUUACCUCUCCGGAGCGGGGCGGGGCGGCUCUCGCCGUCCCCCAGCGGGGUCCCGCUGCCGACGGCCGUCCCGCAGGCCUUCGGGGAGGGAAACAAAAGGCGGCAGCACGUUGGCGACGCGGCGACGCCCCGUCGUUUGUGGUUGACUCUGUGUGGCUAAGUGGCUCCACCAAGUAGCAGCUUGCCUGUCAGCGGGGCUCCAGCCCUCGCCAGACAUACCCCCACCCUCCUCCUCCCUCCCUCCAGCUCCAUCCCUCCAUCCAUAAUUCACCUUCCUCUCUCUGCACCCAGACGCCCUCCCCCCUCAACUCCCACCUGUUUCUGCCGUCCGCCGGUCUGUCAAAAGUGGAUUCUCAAAUGUCACUCCUCCAUUCAUGCCAUGGCCCAUCUGUCCAUCCAUCCGUCCUCCCCACCGCCCCCCUGAGACAAUAGAGUCAUCUGAGCCGGAAAAGACCAACACCUUACUGUCUUUUUUUCUUUUUUCUUUCAUCCCCUUCUCUCUCUCUCUGGAGGGAUUUCAGUUAGUUUUGACCUUGCCUCUGUGUUGCAUCCACUAAUGCAGGUGGUUGUUGAUGACUUGAAGCCCCAGAUUCACACACACACACACACACACACACACACACACACACACACACACACACACACACACACACACAGGCACACACGCCACCCACCUCUCCUCCCCUUCAGAUUAGGAUCACCUCACAUGUCUCUUACAGGAGAUGGAGGAGAGGGAUGGCAUCGGAUAGCAUCGCUGAGCAGUGCCAGCAAUUGAUCGCUGUUGUUCCUAUUUUCCUCCCGCCGCCUACAUUCUUUAUCUGCAGCCCGGCCUCUCAUGUUUUGAGUUGUCUCGGCCGUUAGCGAUCCCCCGCUCUUAUCUGUGGCAGCUCCGUCGACAGGAGCCCAUUCGCCGAGGGUUUAUCUUAUCGGGGGGCAUUAGCGGCUUGUCGGGGGAACAAGCCACACUACCUAGAAGCCACUUGUCCCCUUAACACGGAAAGAAAAGAAGAGGUUUCUGCUUUGGGUCUUGAUAUUGAUAUUUAUAUAAUGUGUACGAGAAAUACACAUUAUUGACAAAAUAUUUCCCCUAAAUUUGGGGAAAUAUUUUGUCAAGAAAAGUGUAUUGUAUAUGUACAGACACAAAUCAGAAACCUGUUUCCACCAUUCACACUGCACACUGUCUGUUUAAUCUCCAGUGAAAGAGGAUUUCCCCACAUUUGAGAAAAUAGAAUAAAAAGGCUGUGUGUACGGGAUCAAGUAUAGUGUCUAGAGGUGAGACCAGAAAAAACCCCUUUGCAUUUGGCUUCAUGGAGUAAUGCUUUUCUGAAAAAAACAAUAAUACUCCCCGGCCGAGAUGAGACGAGAAGAGAAAACAAAACCGCAUCCGAUACGUCGAUUUUCUUUUUUUAUGCUCACACAAUGAGCAGAAGGCUGGCAAAGACUUGAUCUAGUCCUUUAAUGUCUUUCUUGAUUCAAAGCUGUUCUUUGGCUGUAUUUCUCAUGUUCCCCCUCGCUCCUCAAAUACCUUCACAUAGGCCUAAGAAAAGCAUUUAAAAAAAGCACCCAUCGUUUUUCUGCACAGCAAAACUAAUAAUGCAUCGUACAAAUGCAAUGUCUGUCACAGAAACCCACAUCAUCGUGGGGUCGCUCCCUAACAGGCAGCAUUCUCUCGUUGACAGCUUGAGUGAAAACAGGCAUCAGACAUUGAAGCCAGAACUAUCAAGAGUGGAUGGGGAAGUAUAACUAUGUGGUUAAAUUGUAGAUUCUGCCUGUGCAAUCAGCCAUCGGGCCAUUCGUGGCUUUCUUCCUGUCAUGUCUUUGUGUCCAUGCCAUUAGGAAUAGAAGUAUGCAUUUUUUUUGGUGAAGAUAUAUGCUGUUAUAUGCACUUAAUGGAGCCAUUAUGCUUGAAACUCAUUAAUAACCCCCUGACAGCCCUGCCACUACAUGACAUUAUGACAUAUAUGACGAUAGAUAUUUUUGUUCUCAGCCAUAUUGUUUAAUACUGGACUGAAGAAAAGGGUCAGAAAGAGUCCGAUUAAUGUGUUUCUGCAACGAGACGUCCCUCUGUUUCCAAACGAUCAACAGUGUCAUCGAGUGACCACUAGAUGGAAGCCUCCUAAACACAUCCCCUCCUCCCCAGGCCAGUCACCUUCAACUCGCUCAAGUUUAGAGAUGACAUCAUCUGAUUAGGAGGCCAACCGUAUUCAAGGAAGCGUCGAGCAUCAGCCUCAGACUUGCAGCUCUGAAUGCGAGGGAACAAAGAGGUCUUAUAGACAAAAUACACCAAAAUUCUACCAGACAGAUUCUCCGAGACUUUCAAAAUGUCCCGACAUUCCAGGAACGUCUAGUAUCAUUCCCCAGGAUGAUAUUUCCCCUCUCCUCCUGCUUCCAAAAAUGCCUGCAGUCUCCGACUAGUCAAACGUUAGAUCCGUAACAUCUUUCUGCAGCGGGGCAGCGGCACGGUCUGUCCCCUCUUGGGAGAACGGGAGAAGGCCGAGCGGGCUCUCUCUAAUCGCAGGCUCCGGUAAUCCACUCCCGCACUCCUCCUCCGCCCAGACGAACUCUGACAGCGGGGGCCAUUUACAACUGCAGGCCUCCCUCCGCUCCGAGCGCGCUUCCAGAUUAUUUAUUUUGUUUGCGCGCGCAGGAGGGGACGGGAGGAAGGCUCAAGGGUAUCUGUGAUCUAAUCAUUACACCAUCUCCUCACCCCGGCGACCCCGCUGCAUCCAUCUCUUCUGUCUGCUUCUCUCUCUCUCUUGUCUCUUCCACCUCGUCACUUCCCUUCGGUCGCUUUCAUCCAUUGUGUCUUUUCAACUUCUCUGUGCAUUCGGUCCCUCGCCCCGAUGCUCUGUACAAACCCGGGCAGAAUAAGGACUUGUUUUUUAUUGCUAAUUAGAGAAGGAAUAAGACACUGGCUCUCACCACAGUUUCCUCUUUUCAUAUAAUGUGCACCGUGUGCAAAGACCACGUCCAUGUAUCGAGGCUCACAGCCUGUACGUGUUGGAGGGACAAUUCAACAGGAUUUAGGUCUGGGCAAGUCUUAGCCCAGCAGGGGUUUUAGGAUUCAAUCAUAUUAACCAGCGUAGAAGGACAAAUGUGAAGCAAUCUGAACGGGAACAUAACACCCCCCAUACAUGAAGAAUACAUGUCAUACAACACAUCUCACCCGGCUGAAAAUCCACCCUUAAUCCAUUGCAAGAUCACCCAAACCUCUGUGUUAUACUGCUGCAUCGCUCACUGUGUCAUCCCUCUGAAGCCAAAGAUGUACGCUGUACCCGCGGUACGCUCAGCGUCGUGUCUCAUGUAACCGCGGUACCCGACCGCUGUGGCCUAGCUCGAAAACUGUGCAAUCUCGACUCUGUAGGUUGUGUUGUUGCUGUACCAUACUGUAAGAUAUGUACAUAGCACAUAAUAAAGAUAUACAUUCCUUCUUCUGA